UUUCCACUUGGGUACGCUGGUUUGGGUCGAAUACCGGACUCGGUGGGGUCGUCGUUAAGCCAUCGGACAUAAGGCUGAGCUGAUGUUCAUUUUUAUGAAUACCGGCAAUAAUGCCACCUCGCAGAAAAUCUGGAAAGGGGAAAACAAUGUCCGUGAGGAGUCCAAAGAAGAUUGAUGAUGGCAAGGAGAGGUCACCGCAGAUGUCCACACAGGACAAAGAACAGCCUGAGGCACUCAGUCCUGAGAAACCACCCCAACAUAACCAAGAGGAAAAAGACGGUGGGAAAGAGUUGCAGCAUGUUAAAAAUGAAGACGAUGAUGUCAUUGGUGUUAAGAAUGAUGACGUUGAUGUCAUUGGUGAUAAGAAUGAUGUUGAUGAUGUCGUUGCCAUUGUCAUACCACCGCCUCGUAUACUACAUGCAAGAGUAAAGACGCCCAAGAAGGUCACAGGCACUCCCAGAAAAAAGACAAGACCAAAUAACGUUCCAUUUCCAUUUCUUCCUGAACAAGAGAAAGAUCUGGCCGAAUGUAUUUAUAAUAAGCGGUGCAAAGAUUACAGGUACACACAAAUUAAGAAAAGAAAGAUAGAGGAAAAGGCGAAAGAAUACAAGGAUCCGGAUGGGGAGGAAUGUACUGCUGAUCAACUGUUAACAUGGAUGACCAGUAUGCGAACCUACUAUGAGAAGAUGAGCAAGCAACCGAAGUCUGGGUCUGGGGCAGAAGGAGGACACAAACCUACCGAGCGGGAACUGUGGAUUCAACAGUCGUUCACUUUCCUUUCGGACCAUAUUGUCAGGAUACAAGGACGUCAAGGUUGCAAGUUGACAAGCCAAGUGGCAGAGGAACCUGGACCUGGUGAUAAAAACGACAAUGGUUUGGAUGUGUUGUCGAGUGAGGACACCCACGACAACACAACCCUACAGGACCUGGAUUCUUCCUUUGAAGCAGAACCCAACACAAGCACCAAAAAGGGACAGUACAUCUGCCUUGGAACCAUCCUUCAAUUCCAACUACUACUUCAAUGCUCAUCCAAGAUUCAACCGAACCAACUAUGGGCAUUCUCUCUACCAGGUGCCUUCUCCAAUAACCUCUAGCUCCUCGCAAUACGUGCAGCACACACAACAGUGGCAGCAACCACAACCAGCCAUGCAAACACCAAGACCCGGACUGCCGUAUACUCCACCGGUUACAACGAGCUCCAACAUCACCGGCAACACCUCUACCGCUACUGCUACAGAAACUGAAGGAGGGGACAUACAUUUUAUGUUCAAUGACGUAUAAUGGUGUUUUGGUGCUAUAUUGACUUACAUUUCACGUGUAUCAGUAUUACACGGUCAUGCGCAAAUAUGUUCCUUAUAUUUGUUUAAAGAAAACUUUAUUAUUUUGGUCGUUCUAGGUUUAGAAGGACAUAGUAGCUGACUGAUUUGUCUGUAGUGAUGACAACGUUUUAUUUCAUGUUCAAUGUUUAUAUUCUAAUAAACUUUGUGAAAGUGA
Gigantopelta aegis is the source of this 1494-nucleotide messenger RNA. RefSeq lists its product as uncharacterized. The transcript has 4 exons. The coding region runs from base 111 to 1094 and encodes 327 amino acids. The record is from RefSeq and is a predicted model, not a curated record. Lineage: Eukaryota; Metazoa; Mollusca; Gastropoda; Neomphalida; Peltospiridae.